This is a messenger RNA of Salvia splendens (bonfire salvia), 1266 nucleotides long. RefSeq lists its product as uncharacterized. Bases 58 to 864 code for a protein of 268 amino acids. The record is from RefSeq and is a predicted model, not a curated record. Lineage: Eukaryota; Viridiplantae; Streptophyta; Magnoliopsida; Lamiales; Lamiaceae. The transcript has 2 exons.
UACAUAGCGUUUGCACCUCAGGCUGUUCAGAUUGUACCUCCAACAUCCUGAUUCCUGAUGCAUCAAAAAUGGCGGUUUUCUGAAAUCAUGCUCAGUCGCCCAUGCUCAAUGGGGUCUCAAGCAGUUCAAUUUUUCUGCGAAUUCAAAAGUCCAGCUUAUCGUAAUCACUUCCGCAGAUUCAUAGAUGACGGCGGCCGAACCAAUUACAAGGCGUGUCGGUGGCGGUUUUUUACCGGUGGCCGGAGGUGGAAUUGGGAGGGGAAUUCGAGACCUAACCGACGAUCCAGAUUUAGCGACUCUUAUUCAGCGGACGAGUUCGAUGAGGAGGAUGUGUUAGAGUUCAGGAACGCUGUGAAGCAGAGGGUUUGGUGGUCCGAUGAUGAUGAUGAGGAGGAAGAUGGUUUUGGGAUUCUCGAAGCUUCGAUUGGAUUCGAUUGGGUGUUUAAGAUACUUAGAGCCUUUGGAUGGAUGGUUCCAGCAGUUGUGAUCUAUUUUUUUAUGGACAGGGGCCCUGAUUCUAUCCUCAUGGCAGUUGCUCUUCCCCUUGCUCAGUCAGCAUUUUAUCUAGUUGCGGACAUGCUGUGGGGGAGGUCCGAUGAAACCCCAAAACGCAAGUCUAAGAGGAAGAAGAGGCCUUUCACUGGUCGUUCUAGAGCAAGAAAAGAAAAGGGAGGCCAAACCCGGAAUAGGAAGGAAGCUGGGAAUUACAAGUCAUGGUUCGAAGGCAAUAAUAACAAUGCAAAUGAGAGCAGGAAUCGUCAAGAUUUUGGAGGGUGGGACGAGCUAGAUAAUCCAGUGAGAGCGGACAAGGAUCCUCAUGUGGCGCCUAUUAAGAAGGAAGAGGAACCAGUAUCGAACGAGUGAUUUAAGAUAACUUGAGAACAAAGGGUGAAGUCCAUUGCUCAGCAGACUCUUGAUUGCAAUAUUCCCAUUCAUGGGAUUUUGGACCAAGCUAUUCUGAUCUCUAGAUUGCAUACAAAGUUGUCCCCAUUCUUAGACAAAUCAGCUUUCAAUUGCUAAGCUCGCUUGACUUAUAAACCGGUGGGUCGACACUGCUCUUAAAGGUUCGAUUUUUUUGGCUCCAGUUAGUUCUCCCAUUUCAGUCAUGGAUUACAUUAUGAGCCUUUGCCAUGGUUUUGACUGUUAUUAUUCGUUGUGUCGUUGUGUCACUGUUAUUGUUUGUUGUCUCAUUCAAGAACCUGUAUACAUCAUUUUGUGUUAAACAGCGAAUGAGGUUGAAUAUAUACCGUCUUAUGGAAUGUGAAA